AUGUUUAGUGUGCCUAAAUACGGGUGAACCAUCUUCCCCUCCGCACAUCAACUUAACCUUCACAUUUUGGCUCACUAUAUCUAAUCCCUUCCCUUCCAUCAUCAAAAACCCAAAGCUGUGAAUCAGAAUUCUCACACCCUAAACCAUUCGUCCCCUGUUUUAGAUAUUGAAUUGUUUUCAUGGGAAUGACAAGACCAUCUGCAGCCGCUCUUGUGGCAUGGUUGGCUGUUUUGCUAGGGUAUGUAGUGGUUGUUAAUGGUGAUAAUUUUAACUACAAGGAAGCUCUCACCAAGUCGCUCAUUUUCUUGGAAGCACAAAGGUCAGGGAAACUCCCUCCCAAUCAUAGAGUAGCCUGGAGAGGUGAUUCUUGUCUCAAUGAUGGCAAAGAAGCAAAUAUGGACCUCGUUGGAGGAUAUUAUGAUGCUGGUGACAAUGUGAAGUAUGGGUUACCAAUGGCCUUCACAGUCACCACCUUGGCAUGGUCUGCAAUUGUUUACAAUUCCGAGUUAAAAUCCGCCGGUGAGUUAGGAAAUACUCAAGCUGCCAUUCGAUGGGGAACUGAUUAUUUCCUGAAAGCCGCUUGUAAACGUAACAAAUUGUACGUGCAGGUUGGUGACCCUGAAAAAGAACAUCAAUGUUGGGUAAGACCAGAGAAUAUGAAGCACCCAAGACCUGUUUUGGAAAUCAAUGAAAAGACACCUGGAACCGAGAUUGCAGCUGAAACUUCAGCCGCAUUGGCUGCUUCUUCUAUAGUCUUUAGACGCAUUGAUCGUCCCUAUGCACAUCGUCUCCUUAACAAAGCCAAAAUGCUUUUCAAAUUUGCUAGAGAACACAAGGGAUCUUUCGAUGGAGAAUGCCCCUUCUAUUGCUCUUUCUCUGGCUAUCAUGAUGAGUUGUUGUGGGCGGCAGCAUGGCUAUACAGUGCCACACGCGACCGCACUUAUUUCAAGUAUGUCACAGAAGAAGCACUUCAUGCAGUUGUGGAUGAGUUUAACUGGGACCUCAAGUAUGCUGGUGUCCAAAUCCUCCUUUCUAAGGUCUCUCUUUCUUGCAACUAUAUACAUUAUUCUUCCAUUUUAUAUGUUCGAAUAAUAUCACCAUUAAUUAUGUACAAAAUGCAGUCUUUCUUUCAAGGUGGCCGUGAUAUGCAGGCCUACAAGGAGCACGCUGACAGUUUUAUUUGUUCAGCCCUUCCUCAAAGUCCUUACCACAAAAUUCCCAUGACUCCAGCUGGUCUGGUUCAUUUGAGAGAUGGAGCCAACCUUCAGUAUGCUACUGGAAUUUCUUUCCUCUUCAGUAUCUAUGGCGAUUUGCUUCAAAGGUUCAACCAAAAGGUCCAAUGUGGAGACAAACGUUUUGACUCCACUCACCUCUUGGCUUUUGCAAAGCAGCAGAUGGACUACAUAUUAGGUCAAAACCCACAAGGAAGAUCGUACAUGGUUGGGUUUGGGAAGAAUCCACCAAAACAAGCGCACCACCGGGGUGCCUCAAUCCCAUUAUCGGAUGCCAAUUCGGAGGUGAACUGCCCCAUGAGUUUCGUUCGUUGGUACAACAAAAAUACACCCAAUCCAAAUGAGUUAACCGGCGCCAUCCUAGGUGGACCUGACAACCAUGACAAUUUCAACGAUGAACGCUGGUCAUCCGUCUACACCGAGCCAUGCACUUACAUUAAUUCUGUAGCAGUUGGGGCCUUGGCCAAGCUCACCCGCCCACUGCCUGUUAAAUAACUCUUUACUUUUGCUUUUAUUUUCCCACAUGAAUUUUGCCAAAUUUUUAGCAUGUACAUACACUUGUCAUAAAGUAUAUAUACAAAGUAGCUGCAACAGAAUAA
Gossypium raimondii (Peruvian cotton) is the source of this 1831-nucleotide messenger RNA. Its product is annotated as endoglucanase 16. Gene Ontology annotation, molecular function: hydrolase activity, hydrolyzing O-glycosyl compounds. The record is from RefSeq and is a predicted model, not a curated record. NCBI's taxonomy places the organism in Eukaryota, Viridiplantae, Streptophyta, Magnoliopsida, Malvales, Malvaceae. Bases 180 to 1727 code for a protein of 515 amino acids. The transcript has 6 exons. Gene Ontology annotation, biological process: carbohydrate metabolic process.